AAGACGUAACCUCUUACAACCACCGUGAAAAAACAAGGAGGGGACAUUUCAUUUCUACACAUCCAAAAGAGACGCAGCCUGAUGUUGGCGGAGGGCAGACAGACGCCGGUGGCGGCCGUCGCCGGAGAGGAGCAGCAGGAGCCGUGCCCGCGCAGCGCUUUGCUCGACCAAAGUCGGCGGCACCGGACGGCGUUCACGCGAGAGCAGCUGUCCCGGUUGGAGCAGGAAUACGGCAAGGAGAGCUACGUCUCCAGACCCCGGCGCUGCGAACUGGCCACGGCGCUCAACUUACCGGAGACGACGAUAAAGGUGUGGUUCCAGAACAGGAGGAUGAAGGAUAAACGCCAGAGACACUCCCUGCCUUGGCCUCACCCUCUCGUCGACCCCCUGGGUGCGCUCUUUAUAGGCCGUGCCUCUCCUUCCUCCACCUUACCAUACCCCUUCAUCCCACCCCAUCUCCCCCACCUCCCCCUUCACCACUACUCCCACCUGGCUCUCACCUCGCCAGCCUCCCCAGCUCACAGUCCCUACAGUGCACCCAUGAGGCCCCUGGAUGCACUCCGCCUCUCCCAGUACCACAACAGGCCAGGGGGGCUGCCUCAGACCACAGCAGCCCUCUACCCGUCUGCCAGUAUCGUGCACCAUCCGGCUUCGUGCCCCUGUCCCCUUUGUCUGCACUGGGGACCAGAGCAACUCCUUAAAGCCAGAGGGGAGGCACUGGGACUGAGCCAGCCCCGUAGUCCCAAGGCCAACAUCCAGCCUGCUGGUCUGGAGCGGAGAGAAGAGAUAGUGUAA
Molecule: messenger RNA, 795 nt
Organism: Toxotes jaculatrix (banded archerfish)
Lineage: Eukaryota; Metazoa; Chordata; Actinopteri; Toxotidae
Gene: eve1
Product: even-skipped-like1
Exons: 3
Coding region: 82-795 (237 amino acids)
Biological process (GO): regulation of transcription by RNA polymerase II
Cellular component (GO): nucleus
Molecular function (GO): RNA polymerase II cis-regulatory region sequence-specific DNA binding; DNA-binding transcription factor activity, RNA polymerase II-specific
Source: RefSeq, a predicted model, not a curated record